This is a messenger RNA of Cetraspora pellucida, 329 nucleotides long. The record is from the annotation of a GenBank genome assembly. NCBI's taxonomy places the organism in Eukaryota, Fungi, Glomeromycota, Glomeromycetes, Diversisporales, Gigasporaceae.
AUGUCAACUAUACCAACACAUUCUCAAGAUGAAUUUGAUAAAUUCGAUGAAUAUGAACUACCCCUCUUAUAUCAAGAUAAAAUACACCUGGAUGAAUCAUAUCCAUAUGAAUUAAACCCAGACGAAUUAUAUGCAUAUGAAUCAUAUCAAGAUGAAUCAUAUCCAGAUGAUUCAUAUCCAGAUAAUUCAUAUCAAGAUGAAUCAUAUCCAAGUAAGUUAUUUCAAGGAGAAUCUUACCAAGAUGAAUUAUCUCAAGGCAAAUCAUAUCCGAAUAAGUUAUCAUCACAGACAGAACACGUAGAAUGCGAUGAGACUUCUGCAAAAACCAA